Molecule: messenger RNA, 15354 nt
Organism: Galleria mellonella (greater wax moth)
Lineage: Eukaryota; Metazoa; Arthropoda; Insecta; Lepidoptera; Pyralidae
Gene: Dhc98D
Product: dynein axonemal heavy chain 10
Exons: 94
Coding region: 162-14909 (4915 amino acids)
Biological process (GO): microtubule-based movement
Cellular component (GO): dynein complex
Molecular function (GO): ATP binding; minus-end-directed microtubule motor activity; dynein light intermediate chain binding
Source: RefSeq, a predicted model, not a curated record
AGUUGAUUAUUUUGUCGAUACGAAUACAUAUAAAAAUCAUCAUAUAGCACUAUAUUUACGAAUAAUAAUAGAAUAAUAAAGUGCAUUGUUGUAUUAAGCGAUCUUAGUUUAGAAAAAAUGGUGUAGGGUACAUAAUAUAACGCACAUCAAGCAUUCUAAAGAUGUCAGACAAUGAUGUCUGCUCCGAUGGGGAGCCUUCCUACAAUGAAGAUAUUGCACCAGAAGUGGAUCUACACAGGGAUCCUCGAGUCCUAUGGCUCAAAGAUCGGAUACUCAGCUACAUUGGCAUGGAUGAUGAUGAAUUGUUCUACAACAUGAUGGAAGGUGAAAACAAAGCAUUGCUGGUGGCAUUCUUGACGGUACCAUUGAAGCAAAAUGAAUUGUCACUGGAUAAAAGAACUUUAUAUAUACAAAAAAUUAUAGUUGAUAAACUUAUUCAUGAGGAUAAGGAGUUUACUGAGUGGAGAAUCAUACCCCCACCACCACCACCACCAACGACACAAAAGAAAAAGAAAGGCAAAAAAGAUAAAGAACCGGAACCUGAGUCUCCAUCUAAAGACAAGAAAGGCAUGAAAAGUACGAAAGGUGUUAAAGGCACGAAAAGUACUAAAGAUAUUGAUGCAGAUACAGAGGAAGACCAAGGGGACAUAGAAACUGCAGCGGGGGCAGUCGGCGACAUCCCUGACAGUGAGGAUGAAAACCAAACAGAUACACAGGUUGAGAAAGAUAAGCCACUUGAACAGGAUCUGUACUCAUUCCCACCCCCGCCAGAAGAUCUAGAUCCAAAAGUGGAUGGAACAUUGGAGUAUUACACCGUUAUUAGGUCCGUGCCGCGAAUAAUCAAGUAUCCGAAACUCAUUCCCAUAUUCGGAGCUUUUACGCCCCAAGUGAUUGAACGCAAUCGUCGGUAUCUGUACUUCGUGCGGCAAACGCCCGCGGGCAUUCCUCUUGCUGAGACUGACCGACUCACAAUGAUGACCAUGUCACAGUAUAUACUAGUUGGGACUACUUCUGGAAGAGUACUGACUAGUUUGGGCCUUCAACUUCAUGAGACAUUCAUCCCAUUGUUUGAGAAGCAGUUUCGCGAGACCACAGUUGUUAGUACUGAGUCAACCCAUUCUAUGCUCUCGCGGCAGAUGUCCUACGCCGGCGACCAUCACAGCAAGGACGAAACGGCUUCGAAGGUAAAUUACCUUCGACCAUCCGACUACCGUAGAAUGUCAAAUAUCGCAAGAGGAGAAAAUGCCGAAAGAAGAAUCAAGAACAUGCGCUCAACCUCAGAAUCUGUAUUACCAAGACGGUCGUCUCGGAAGGGGGCCUCUUCUGAAUUGUUUUCUUCAUUCGAAGCCAUAACACCGCAGAGUUCGCAGAAGACUACUGCCGAAGAGGUCAUCGUCGAUAUAAAGGACCUUGUUGGCAUCGUAGACUGGACAAUAGAACAUAUAGAAGGUGAAAUCCAGCUGCCCAUGCCAAAUAUUUCGUUUCUCGAAGAACACCCCGGUCACGUGGAGUUCGAUGAUCCAGUGCUGACGGCACAGCUCAAAGAGGCCGUCAUGAUGUGGCAAACGCAUAUUGAUAGCACCAUAACCGCUUGUUUAGGGAAGACUCGUGAGGGUGAAGGACCAGUGGCCGAGUACAAGUACUGGCGAGAACGCGACGCGGAAAUCUCACUCCUAGUGGAACAGCUCAAGCAGCCGAUGGUCGUCAAGAUAAUCUCGAUGCUGCAGAGGUUAAACUCUACCUACAUGGAGGGAUUCCAACAUUACAAAGAAAAGUUGCUAGAACAGUAUAACUUAGCUGGAGACAAUCUGAAAUUCCUAUCCACUUUGAUGCGUUUCUUCACCGUAAUAGAAGACGACUCUCCACUACAACAAGUGAUUGAGGUACUCCCCGAGCUCGUCGAGAGCAUAUACAUGAUGUGGGUGCUGUCUAAAGGAUACCGCACCGACGAGACGAUGGUGCCGCUGCUGUCCAGGGUCUCGUGGGCCCUCUGUGAUAAACUCGAGAGGUUCCUCAACGUUCACAAGCUGUUUGAUAAACCAAACGAAGAGAUCCUGACGUUAUCCCGCGCCGGGCAGAAGAUAAUGGAGCUGUGGCACGACCUUUACAAGGAGACGCGGCGCCACAUCGAGCUCAGCGGCAAGGGCGCGCGCUGGGAGUUCGACCAGCCGCUGCUGUUCACGAGCACCGACUACAUCGCCACCGUCGCCCGGGACCUCGGCAACGUCGUGCAGGUACUAAUAGAUUUCGAGCGCAUAUUCGGUCUAGAACUGAAGUCGAUCAUCAGCGAUCCAACUCAGAUCGACGACGUGCGGAAGCGGGUCAAGAACCUCGUGUACCCUAUACGAACGGUCGACUUCAGCGUGUUCGUGUUCGACAACAAGGAGAACUGGGACGUGAUCAUGAACGACUUCUGGAAUGAGGUGCGCUAUUUGGAAGAGGAGGCCAAGAACUACAUCAACCAAAGUUUUGGGAAUUUACGGUCAGCGGAAGAGGCUUUAACAGUGCUGCUAAAGUUUCUCGAGUUCGACACGCGCGAGUCAAUCCGUCAGCAACUGUCCACCAAGUUUGAUCUCGUCAUGCGACAGUUCAUCAAGGAAAUCACCGCGAUAGAGGACAAGUUUACUCGAUAUCGAAAAAAUCCGCCUUUACUUCGGAACCAUCCACCUGUUGGUGGUGCCAUCUACUGGGCAAGAGCUCUCUUCAACAAAAUGAAACAACCCAUAAUUAAAUUUCAAAAGGUACCAGAGCUUAAUGACUGUGAACAAAAGAAAGAGGCCUUUCAACAAUACAAGGCGUUCUCGAAGAUCAUCAAAGAGUAUGAGGAAACGAAGUACCAGGAGUGGGUACGCGGAGCCUCCCAGGUCGUCGACAAUAUGAUGAAGCAAAACAUACUCAAGGUGGUCUUCAAGAAAGGGGAUGAGCCCUCGCCAUCUUGUGGACGCGGAAUGCAACUAACGGCAGCGGGUAAAGCGCACGUCGCCAAGAAGAAAGCGUCGCUACAAUCGCUGCGGCCCGCAGAUGUCGUCAAUAAGGAGAUCGCUGACAAACGUCGUAGGGAUAAAGCGCUGAUGCUGAUAAGAAUCCCAGGUCAACACUACGAAAACGUCAGAUCGCCGAGCUCAAUGUCUCUGUUGGCAAAAGAGGGGCUGACUGACGUAACAUGGCGCGAUUUGACCGUUCACAAGCUAAUGCAAGAAUAUGACCUAGAGUUCCAACCGAAUUUUGAUAAAGAAAUAUUUCUGGUUAUACACGAAGCAGAACUUAUGGAACAACUGGGUUUCGAACUCCCCUCCAAUAUAAGAGACGUGGCAAUGCAGAAAUCCCGACUAUACUACGAACUGGAAGCGUUAGAAGGUGUUAUAGCUAAAUACAACGCGAGCUCCGCUUCGCUGAGCCCCUCAGAAACGCACCUGAUGAAGCGCCACCUACUGGACAUGGAGCGACACAUCCUGCCGGGACUCACGCGUAUCACCUGGACCGCGCUUGGCAUCAACGACUAUAUCAAGGACAUCACUAAAGGCGAAAAUUCCCUCCAAGCGGUAUAUCAGCAGCUGAAAAUGGUAGAAAAAGAGAUCCAGUUCCUGAUCGAUCAAUUGGAACAGUUCGACUUAUUCCCCUUGGUCCGGCCGCAGAACUACGUGGACCCGGAUACUGGCCUACCUGACGAUACCUGGCUCUAUCCUUGCAAGACAUAUUUUGUAGAAGUGGAGAAUGAGCGACUGGAACGUGUGGCCACUUUGUCUCGCAUAUACGAGCGCAUCGGUCCCAUACUGAUGAAGCUUGAAUAUCUGAUCCUGGGCUCCAGUACUGGACAGUCCAACGUCAUGACUGCAUAUUAUACGUACUGGGAGAAGAAGAUAUUUAAAUGUCUAGUUAAACUGACGAUUGAGAACCUGGAACAAUUCCAACAUAUGCUCAGCGAGAAGACACCGCUGUUCCAAGUGGACGCGGCGCUGGUGCCGCCUGACAUCACUAUGCGGCCAACUGCGUCAGAGUGCUGCAAUAUACUGCAGUACAACAUUAAACACUUCCUCAACAGACUAACAGCUUUUCCACGAUGGAUGAAGAAAAGUUGCUUACCGUGCCCACCGCAGCGGAUCGCGGAAGCGACCGGUAAUGAGUACUAUGUGUUCUCAUUCUUCGAAGACGUACUGCGGGUGGUAGCCGUCAACGACCUCACGCUGCUCAUACAGGACACUAUUUACCGACUAACACAAAAUAUCAACGCGUACAUACAGAAGUGGUACAAAUACCAGCACUUAUGGGCGUUCGAUAAAAGUCUAUCGUGUGAGAAGUACAUACAGAAACACGAGCAGAUCCACAAGUACGACGAGAAGUUUUUCUUCUUCGAGGACAUCAUCGCUGAACUGGAUCACCAUGUGAAAUAUGUGGACGUUGGCGCAAUCCGAGUCAACCUCCGGACUAUCAUAAAACAGGUGCAAGACCACGCCCAAGAGUGGAAGAACACACUAGGAAAUUGUAUUGCCUCUAAAACAAGGAUAAAUAUGUACGACCUGAAAAAUCAAAUUGAGUCUCUGCGCAUGACGAUGAACAUGAACAUCAAAGGGCUGGAGGACUUCAAGCUGGUGAUGGCGACCAUCACACAGGUGCAAGCGAUGACCAUCACCGCGGAGGUUAAGUACCGCGACAUGCAGGAGACCUUCCAUAUGCUGCGGCAGCAUGGAAUCAAUGUAUCAGAAGAGGACCUUCAGUUCGCAAAAGGCCUCGAAUCCUCUUGGGGUAGUCUGUAUCAGACAUCACUUUUCCGUGGCAACACCCUCGAACAGACCAAGGAGAAAUUCUCCAAACUCAACGUGGUGGAAAUUGCAAACUUCUUGAAGGAACUCGACAAUUUUGUGGAGAAGUUCGACCUCGAAGGGCCAGCUACAGUUGGUGAUGAUAUGAACAGGGGCCUUCAGUUGAUGGAGGAAUUUGCAAAAUACUUCGACGAGCUAGAAACUCGUAAACGCAUGCUGCAAGCAGCAGAACAAUUAUUCGACAACCCGUUGGCCGAUUUCUCAAACUUCAACCGUGCCAAGAGCGACUUCCUCGCGAUGGAUCAGAUCUACAAGAUAUAUAAGGCCCAAAAGAAUGCUAGAGAACUGUGGGCUAGGACACUAUGGGUCAAUCUCAACCCACAAGCCCUAGUCGAUGGUAUAGAACAGUUCUUCAAAGAGUACAGAAAACUACCGAAAGUGGUCCGUCUUACGAACGCCGGUCUGAUGUUAGACAUGAAGAUGAAACAGUUCAAAAGUAUAGUACCGCUUAUGGUCUCGCUCAAGAAUGAGGCGAUGCGCGAGAGGCACUGGAAAGAGUUGAUGGCAAAAACCAAUCAGGACUUCGACAUGUCACCGGAUCGAUUUACAUUGGAAAAUAUGUUCGCUAUGGAACUACACAAGUAUCAGGACGUCGCUGAGGAGAUUGUAAAUCAUGCUAUUAAAGAACUGGCGAUCGAGCGUGGCGUGCGCGACGUGCAGGAGACAUGGGCAACGAUCUCUUUCAGCGUGACACGUCACUUCAACCGCGGCGAGGACCGCGGCUACACGCUCAACCCGUGCGACGAGAUCAUCGUCAAGCUCGACGACGAUGCCAUGUCGCUGCAGAGCAUGGCCGCAUCGCAAUUUAUCGGGCCAUUCCUAUCGGUGGUGCAGACGUGGGAGCGACGGCUCUCGUUAAUAUCGGAAGUGAUUGAAGAGUGGAUGGCGACGCAGCGCAAGUGGUUGUACCUAGAAGGUAUAUUCGUGGGAGGCGAUAUUCGAGUGCAGCUGCCCGACGAGGCUAAGAAGUUCGAUGACAUUGAUAAAGUUUUCAGAAAGAUUAUGUUGGACACUGCUAAGCGACUGAACGUAGUUGAUUGCUGUACUAUUAGUGGUCGACUAGAAGAAUUUAUCAAUUUGGGAUUAGGACUACAAAAAUGUCAAAAGUCACUGAAUGACUACUUGGACUCGAAACGUCGCAUAUUCCCUCGAUUCUUCUUUAUAUCGACAGAUGAACUCUUAUCCAUCCUCGGCAGCAGUGAGUGUAGUUGCGUUCAGGAACACAUGAUAAAGAUGUUCGAUAACAUACGAGCUCUCGACCUGUACGUGGACCACACCAACCGGCCCGUGGCUGCCAAAAUGAUAUCCGCAGAAGGAGAGAUAAUGGACUUUCGUCGCGUGGUGUACACGGAGGGCCGCGUGGAGGACUGGAUGAAUUUAGUCCUUACAGAAAUGCGAAACACAAACAAGUUUAUAACAAAGAAAGCUAUAUUCUAUUAUGGAAAGAACUGGAGAGUGCCCAGAACGGAAUGGAUCCUGGAGUACCAGGGUAUGGUCUGCUUGGCAGCCAACGGUGUGUGGUGGACAGCGGAAACGGAAGAGACGUUUGUGCGUAUACGCAAGGGCAACAAGCGCGCCAUGAAGGAGCAUCUGCAACAGCAGAAUGAACAGCUCGACGGACUCGUGGUCAAAGUCAGACAAGAUCUUACGUCGAACGACCGGCUUAAGUUUCGCACGAUUACGACCAUCGACGUGCACGCACGCGACAUCAUCGAGGGCUUCGUACGCGACAAUGUAACAGAAGCUACUGAGUUCGAGUGGGAGAGUCAGCUGCGCUUCUACUGGCUCAAGAGGGACGACAAUCUCUGGAUCCACCAGUGCACUGGUGUAUUCGAAUACGGAUACGAAUACAUGGGUCUGAAUGGUCGGCUGGUGAUCACACCUCUGACGGAUCGCAUCUACCUCACCAUCACGCAGGCGCUCACCAUGCAACUGGGCGGCGCGCCCGCUGGCCCAGCAGGCACCGGCAAAACAGAAACAACGAAAGAUCUGGCCAAAGCCCUAGGUCUACUAUGCGUGGUGACAAAUUGCGGCGAGGGUAUGGACUUCCGCGCGGUGGGCCAGAUCCUGGCGGGGCUGUGCCAGUGCGGUGCAUGGGGUUGCUUCGAUGAGUUCAACCGCAUCGACAUCUCCGUGCUGUCUGUCAUAUCAACGCAGCUGCAGUGCAUCAGGAGCGCGUUGCUCAUGAAGCUCAAACGAUUUACAUUCGAAGGUCAAGAAAUAGCGAUGGACAGCAAAGUUGGUAUAUUCAUAACAAUGAACCCCGGAUACGCGGGUCGCACCGAGCUUCCAGAGUCGGUGAAAGCACUGUUCCGGCCCGUCGUGUGCAUCCUGCCCGACCUCGAGAUGAUAUGCCAAAUUUCGCUGUUUUCCGAUGGAUUCCUCACAGCUAAGGUAUUAGCAAAGAAGAUGACAGUACUGUACAAGGUGGCGCGUGAGCAGCUAUCGAAGCAGUCGCACUACGACUGGGGACUGCGCGCACUCACCGCUGUCCUGCGUAUGGCCGGCAAGCUGCGGCGGGACUCGCCCGGCCUCAGCGAGAUCAUGGUGCUCAUGCGUGCACUCAGAGACAUGAACCACCCGAAGUUCGUGUUCGAAGAUGUACCCCUGUUUCUCGGUCUUAUCAAAGACCUGUUCCCGGGGCUGGAGUGUCCGCGCGUCGGUUAUCCAGAGUUCAACGCGGCCGUCAUUGACGUACUUGAAAAGGACGGGUACAUUGUGCUUGAUCAUCAGGUGGACAAAGUGGUACAACUGUACGAGACGAUGAUGACCCGACACUGUUCAAUGCUGGUGGGACCCACCGGCGGCGGCAAGACCGUUAUACUACAGACCCUCGUGAAGGCACAGACUGACCUGGGCCUGCCUACCAAGCUCACCGUGCUCAACCCUAAGGCAUGCUCUGUGAUAGAACUAUAUGGGAUUCUGGACCCUGUUACUAGAGAUUGGACGGAUGGCUUGUAUUCGAGGAUAUUUCGCGAAAUGAACAGACCAGCUGAAAAAGAUGAACGCCGAUACUCGCUUUUCGACGGCGACGUGGACGCCCUCUGGAUUGAGAACAUGAAUUCAGUGAUGGACGAUAAUAAACUACUGACAUUAGCAAACGGUGAACGCAUCCGACUUGCACCCUACUGCUCACUGCUAUUCGAAGUGGGUGAUCUGAACUAUGCCUCGCCAGCGACCGUCUCCAGGGCCGGCAUGGUGUUCGUCGAUCCGAAGAAUUUGGGUUACCAACCCUAUUGGGACCGCUGGCUUCGAACGCGCAGCAACGAGGCGGAACGUGAACAGCUGGCCGGUCUGUUCGAUCAUUACGUGCCUGGCGCUAUUAACUACAUAGUGUUCGGUAUGUUUGGCCUGCAGCAACAGACGCCGCUCAAAACUAUUGUACCACAAACGCCGCUGAACCUCGUCGUCCAGUUAUGUUAUAUGAUCAGCGGUUUGAUGCCAAAUAAAGAGGACAGCAAUGAAGAAAUUGAUAGUAGUGUGGUGGAAUGUGUCUUUAUGGUGUCUAUGUACAACAGUCUGGGUGCGUCCAUUAUAGACGAUGGGCGGUUCGACUUCGACAACUACAUUAAAAAAGCGUGCCCCAUGAUGCUUGUCGAGGACAACCCCGAAAAAAAGGCUACCACUAAGCACUUCCCAAUGGGUUUCCCGAGCCUGUACGACUACUGCCUAGAGCUCACGACCAAGACGUGGGAGGCUUGGGAGUGGCUCGUGCCCCAGUACAAGCACGACCGCGACAUGAAGUUCCCCGCCAUAUUAGUGCCCACUGUAGACACGCUGAGGCUUACGUGGCUCAUUAAGAUUAUGGAGAGUGUUGAAAGGCCUGUUUUACUCGUAGGCGACACGGGUACUUCCAAAACGGCUAUUAUUACGAACUACUUACGUGGCCUCCCUGCUGAUAAAUACUUAGUCCAACAAAUGAACUUCUCGUCGCGAACCUCAUCGAUGGACGUGCAGCGCAACCUGGAGUCGGUGGUGGAGAAACGCACCAAGGACACAUUCGGCCCGCCCGUCGGCAAGAAGAUGCUCGUGUUUAUUGACGACAUGAACAUGCCCAUUGUUGACACAUAUGGCACACAACAACCGGUUGCUCUUUUGAAGUUGCUUUUCGAGAGAAAGGGCUUCUACGAUAGAGGGAAAGAUCUCACGUGGAAGAAUCUGAAGGACAUUGGUUUCCUUGCCGCCAUGGGAAAGGCUGGCGGCGGGAGAAAUGACGUGGAUCCUCGAUUCAUAUCAAUGUUCUCUGUGUACAACCUUCAAUUUCCAUCGGAGGCAACACUACGGCAUAUCUACGUCUCGAUCUUAACCGGCCACUUCAGCAUAUUCCCCGAAGAGAUACAGAAUAUUGUCGAGAAAAUAGUGCAGAUGACGCUCGACCUGUACAAAAUAAUAAUAAUGGAGUUACCACCGACACCAGCCAAGUUCCACUACAUCUUCAAUCUUCGCGACCUGUCACGUAUAGCAGCCGGCAUGUGCCUCACGCAUCCGAACUUCUUUAGCGAGAAACGGGCGGUAGUACGUUGCUGGCGGAACGAGUUCAUACGUGUCAUUUGCGACCGUCUCAUCAGCACGCAGGACAACGAACUGAUGCGUGGCCAUAUACAAGAGCACGUGAUAAAAUAUUUCCCGGAGGAGGAGCCCGUCGUACUUGAAGAGAUCGUUAUCCCCGAGGAGGAGGAGAAACCUACAGAAGAAGAGGAGGACGAUUUUAUGAUAGAACCAAAGGCAAAGCCAGCUGAGACUGUGGAACCAGAAACCACUAUUGAGGAGGAGCAAGAGACGGUAGUGGAACGAGAACUUACUCUUGAAGAAUACGUCAUCCGCGACCCAUUGCUGUUCGGCGACUAUCGGAACGCACUCGACGAGGAAGAGAUUCGAUACUACGAGGACUUGCUCGACUACGAAGCUGUCUACUUCCUUUUCCAAGAGAUCCUGGAUGAGUACAACGAGCGCAUAAGCAAGAUGUCUGUGGUGCUGUUCGAGGACUGCCUCGAGCAUCUGACGCGGCUGCAGCGCAUCCUGCGCAUGGACCGCGGUAACGCCAUGAUCAUCGGUGUCGGCGGCUCCGGGAAGAAGUCCAUAUGUCGCCUAGCUGCCUUCGCUGCCGGCUGCGAUGUGUUCGAGAUAACGGUGACCCGCAACUACAACGAGAACACGUUCAAGGAUGACAUGAAGCGGAUGUACAACCAGCUCGGCGUCGACGGCAAGAAGACCGUGUUCCUCUUCACUGCCGCACAGAUCCUGGAGGAGAGCUUCCUGGAAUUCAUCAAUAACAUCCUUAUGAUCGGUAUGAUUCCGGCGCUGUUCAGUGAUGAUGAAAAGGACGCGAUCAUCAACGCAGUCCGCAACGAAAGUAACGAAGCUGGAUAUGGGGUUGCCAAAGAUGCAGUUUGGAACUUUUUUUGCAACAAAUGUGCUGACAAUCUUCACGUGGUGCUGUCAAUGUCACCCAGCGGUGACAUACUACGAAAUAGGUGUCGCAGUUUCCCCGGCCUUGUUAACAAUACCACUAUCGACUGGCAGUUUCCGUGGCCAAAGCAAGCGCUUCUUGCUGUCGCUAACGUGUUCCUCGCUGAUGUUCAGAAAAUCCCGGAUGAGUUCCGUCCGAUAAUAGUGGAGCACGUGGUGCACGUGCACAUGUCGGUGGCGCGGUACUCGGUCGAGUUCCUGCUGCGCCUGCGCAGGAACAACUAUGUGACGCCCAAACACUACAUGGACUAUCUCACCAACUACAUCGUGCUGCUCAAUGAGAAGGACGCCUUCAUCGUCGCACAGUGCGAACGUCUUAAGGGAGGGUUAGCCAAGAUCGAGGAAGCAAACGUACAAUUAGAAGACCUAAACGCGAAACUCGCCGUCCAGAAAGUCAUAGUCGCCGAGCAGACCAAGGAGUGCGAGAUACUACUAAAGGAGAUUUCUACAGCCACGGAGGCGGCAGUGGGCAAACAGCAGGUGGCCGCUAUCAAAUCCGCCGAGAUCACAGAGCAGAGCGUUGUCAUAGCCGCAGAAAAAUCGGAAGCGGAAGAAGCGCUGUCCGCAGCGAUGCCAGCGCUUGAAGCAGCCAGACUGGCGCUCGCUGAUCUCGACAAAAACGAUAUCACUGAAAUAAGAUCGUUUGCUACCCCACCGGAAGCCGUGCAGGUGGUCUGCGAAUGUGUGGUAAUUAUCCGCGGGAUAAAGGACGUGAGCUGGAAGGGCGCGAAGGGCAUGAUGGCAGACCCUAACUUCUUACGCAACCUGCAAGAGAUGAACUGCGAUCUAAUCACACAAAACCAAGUGAAAGCAGUGAAGGCACAUAUGAAGAAGAGCAAGAAAUUGGACACUAUGCAGCAGAUCAGUAAAGCUGGAUACGGCUUACUAAAAUUCGUAACAGCUGUUCUUGAUUACUGCGCUGUCUACAAAGAAGUGAAACCAAAGAAAGAUAAAGUGGAAACCCUCGAGAAGGAAUACACCGAAGCAGUCAACUAUCUAGCUUCGUUGAACCGCGAAAUUGAUCGGCUGCAACGCACGCUCGAUGGUUUGAACAAUAGAUACGAGACGGCAAUGCUGCGACGUCAGGAGUUGCAGGAAGAAACGGAUAUCAUGAUGAGGCGAUUGGUGGCCGCUGACAAACUAAUGUCAGGGUUGUCCAGCGAACAGAAACGGUGGACUAUAGACUUAGCUGCUUUGUACGUGGAACAGUCUAGACUGAUCGGCAACUGCCUACUCGCCGCGUCGUUCUUGAGCUAUGCAGGACCAUUCUCGUUUUCGUUUCGGCAAACUAUGAUAUACGAGGAUUGGUUGGGUGACGUCACAGAAAGAGGUAUCCCGUUAACAACGCCGUUCACCAUCGAGAAGAAUCUUACCAACGAAGUUGAAAUUAGUGGGUGGAGCUCUGAAGGCCUGCCACCCGACGAAUUGUCGGUACAGAACGGCAUACUGACUAUUCGCGCCUCUCGUUUCCCUCUGUGUAUCGAUCCUCAGACGCAAGCCCUCACAUGGAUCAAAAAGAAGGAAGCCAAGAAUAACCUCAAGGUGUUAUCAUUCAACGACCCACAAUUCCUGCGUCAAUUAGAGAUGGCCAUCAAGUACGGUAUGCCGGUGCUCUUCCAGGAUGUAAACGAGUACAUCGACCCUGUGGUCGACAACGUGUUAGAAAAAAAUAUAAAAGUGGAAAGUGGUCGCACAUUCGUAAUGCUGGGCAGUUCAGAAGUCGAUUACGAUCCAAACUUUCGUAUGUACCUGACCACAAAACUGGCUAACCCUCAGUUCAACCCCGCCGCGUACGCGAAAGCUGUCGUUAUCAACUACACUGUCACAGUACAGGGCUUAGAAGACCAGCUCCUCAGCGUGGUAGUUCGAGCGGAGCGCGCCGACUUGGAGGAACAACGCGAGAGUUUGAUCAUCGAGACCAGCGCCAACAAGAGCCUGCUGUCCGGAUUGGAGGACUCGCUGCUACGAGAACUGGCCACCUCCACGGGUAACAUGCUCGACAAUGUGGAGCUCGUCAACACGCUAGAGAACACCAAGUCAAAAGCUGCAGAGGUAAUGGAAAAAUUGGAGCUCGCCGAAGCUACAACAAAAGACAUAGAAAUUCUACGUGACGGAUACCGGCCGGUCGCCAAACGCGGAUCCAUACUGUUCUUCGUACUAUCCGACAUGGCGGGCGUCAACAGCAUGUACCAGUACUCGCUCUCGUCCUAUUUAGAUGUAUUCUCGUUCUCGUUACGCAAAGCGAUGCCAAACGUCAUCUUGGUGAAACGUUUGAGGAAUAUCAUCGAUAUGCUCACUAAGAAUGUAUACGACUACGGGUGCACCGGUAUAUUUGAGCGUCACAAGCUUCUCUUCUCGUUCCAAAUGGAUAUAAAGUUGGAACAGAGUGAGGGUAACGUGAGCCAGGCACAGUUGGACUUCUUCAUCAAGGGUAACGUCUCGCUAGAGAAAUCGUUGCGAGCGUGUCCCGCCUCUUGGAUACCGUCGCAGGGAUGGCAAGAUAUAAUGAAAUUAAGCGUCGACUUCCCAGAGUCCUUUGGCGAGUUGCCUGAUCACAUUACCAGCAGUGUCAAUAUCUGGCAAGAGUGGUUCGACAGCGACACGCCCGAGUCCUUGGAGGUGCCAAACGGAUACCGUGAGCGGGUGCAACCGUUCGAGCUGCUGAUGUUACUGCGAUGCUUCCGCGUCGACCGCAUCUACCGCGCCAUCACAGACUACAUCACCGUUACCAUGGGCGAGGAGUACAUUACGCCGCCGGUCAUCAGUUUAGACAUGAUAGUAGAACAAACGACCCCAUACACGCCAGUGGUGUUCAUUCUGAGUCCGGGUUCAGACCCCACAGCGGACCUCAUGAAGUUGGCGGACCGAUGCGGCUUUGGCGGUGGCAAGUUCAAGUACCUCUCGCUGGGGCAAGGACAGGAAGGGGCGGCACUGGCGCUACUCGAGGGCGCUAUCUCUCACGGACAAUGGCUGAUACUGCAGAACUGCCAUUUACUGGUGUCGUUCCUACGCGAGUUAGAAAAACAGCUCGAGCUGAUGGAAAAGCCGCACCCUGAGUACCGGCUCUGGCUGACCACGGACCCCACGCCAACUUUCCCAAUCGGAAUAUUGCAGAAGUCGCUCAAAGUGGUGACGGAGCCCCCUAACGGACUGAAGUUGAACCUGCGAAACACAUACUUCAAGAUGCGCGCGCACGCACUUGAGGAGUGUCCGCAUCCGCAUUUCAAGAAGCUCGUAUACGUGCUCGCGUUCUUCCAUGCAGUGGUGCAGGAACGUCGCAAGUAUGACAAAAUUGGUUGGAAUAUAGCGUACGACUUCAGCGAGUCGGAUUUCGUGGUGAGCAUGCAGAUCCUGCAGUGCUACCUGGACCGCUGCGCCGCCACCAAUGGGCCGAUACCCUGGGCUACACUCAAGUACCUCUUCGGAGAGGUGAUGUACGGCGGGCGAGUGAUCGACGACUUCGACCGUCGCGUGGUGCGCACCUACAUGGACGAGUACAUGGGCGAGUUCCUGUUCGACAAGUUCCAGCCGUUCCACUUCUACCACGACGCCACGUUCGACUACGUGAUACCGCCAGAGGGCGAGCGAGACGACUAUAUCGGUUUCAUCGACACCCUGCCGUUGGCGAAUACGCCGGAGGUGUUCGGGCUACACCCCAACGCGGAGAUCGGCUACUUCAGCCAGGCGGUGCGCGAGAUGUGGGGACACCUCAUCGAGCUACAACCACAGACCAUAACAAAAUCGGAACUGAGAGAUGGUGCGUCAGGCGAAGGUAGUGGCGCGAUGAGCCGCGAGGACUUCAUCGACACGAUCGCGGUGGACGUGCUGAGCAAGCUGCCCGCGCAGUACGAGGUGUGGCGCGUGCGCAAGCAGUUCGAGAUGAACAUCACGCCCACGCUCGUCGUGCUGCUGCAGGAGCUCGAGAGGUUCAACCGGCUAAUCAGCCGCAUGCACAGCACGUUGUCGUUGCUGCGGAAGGCACUGGCCGGCGAGAUCGGCAUGGAUGCAGUAUUGGACAACGUGGCCUACAGUCUGUUCAACGGGCAGCUGCCACUCGUUUGGCGGCAGCUCGCGCCCGCCACGUGCAAGCGGCUCGGCGGAUGGAUGGACCACUUCAUUGCGCGCACCAAGCAGUACACAAACUGGGCGACGAUGGAGGAGCCGGUGGUGAUGUGGCUGUCGGGGCUGCACAUUCCGGAGUCAUACUUGAUCGCGCACGUGCAGAUCGCUUGUCGCCUCUACACCUGGCCACUCGACCGCUCCACGCAGUUCACGCGCGUCACCAAGUGGACCUCGCCCGACGAUAUCGAGGAGCGACCCGGCACCGGUUGCUACGUCCGCGGAUUGUACCUGGAAGGUGCGCGAUGGGACCUGGAGGAAGGCUGCCUGCGACGCUCGCAUCCUAAAGUCCUCGUCACAGAGCUCCCCAUUAUGUACAUCAUACCCAUCGAGUUCCACAAACUCAAACUGCAGAACACACUACGGACGCCCGUGUACACGACAUCGCAGCGGCGCAACGCGAUGGGCGUAGGGUUGGUGUUCGAGUCCGACCUGUGGACCGCGGAACACUGCAGCCACUGGAUCCUCCAGGGUGUUUGUCUCAUUAUGAACUCAGACUGAAUUAUGAUAUAGCUAAUCUGUCAAAUGUUUCGUAAUAUUAUUUGCGUAGUUUCAUUAUGAAUUCACAAUGACACUAGCAUAACGACAUCUUGCAAGAGAUCACAUAUCCCACUACUGGGGAUAAGUAUCAUAAGGAGAAGAUUCUAACUCAUUUUUGUCAUGCUGGCUAGAUAGCCUGUUAUAAGGUUUUAUUUUACUUUUCUUUGACAAGUGACAAUCAUGUGUAUUCGUUGUUAAUCUUUCCAAAUACAAAAAUUGCCUUGCAUGCUUGUCUGUGGGGUCUUCAGUUGAAAUACAUUGGGAAUUGUUUCCUUUGUGAGCAAAAAGUCACUCAUCUGAGCACUCACUUAUAUAGCAGAAUAAUUAUACAGAUUGUAAAUAACUAUUACAUUGAUUACUGGAGUAUACAUUAAUUUAAAUUUAUACUUUAGUCACAUUAAGUGUG